GCAGUACGCAGGCGCGAGCCCCGGCAGCAGGCUGACUCCCCGAGCGUCGCUGAAAGUUUUGGUUAGCUGUUAGCUCGCGGAUAAGCUAAGCUAAAAUACGCUACGCUAAGUGUGUGUAGUGGGGGGUUUAUUAGACUCUCAGCAUGGGGCUGACCAUCUCCUCACUGUUCGGGAGACUGUUCGGGAAGAAACAGAUGAGAAUUCUGAUGGUGGGUCUGGACGCUGCAGGUAAAACCACAAUAUUGUACAAGCUGAAACUUGGAGAAAUUGUGACUACGAUCCCAACCAUCGGGUUUAAUGUGGAGACUGUGGAGUACAGGAACAUCUGCUUCACCGUGUGGGAUGUUGGUGGUCAGGAUAAAAUCCGUCCUCUGUGGAGACACUACUUCCAGAACACUCAGGGUCUGAUCUUCGUGGUGGACAGUAAUGACCGAGAGAGAGUGGCCGAGUCUGCUGAUGAACUCUCCAAAAUGCUGCAGGAAGAUGAGCUGAGGGACGCCGUGCUGCUGGUGUUCGCCAACAAACAGGAUCUGCCCAACGCCAUGCCGGUCAGCGAACUCACAGAUAAACUGGGCCUGCAGAGUCUGCGCAGCCGAACGUGGUAUGUCCAGGCCACGUGUGCUACACAAGGAACCGGGCUCUAUGAGGGACUGGACUGGUUAUCCAACGAGCUGUCCAAACGCUAAUGCUGUCCUCCACCUCACACACCGAGAGAGAGAGAUGUGUGUGUGUGUGUGUGUGUGUGUGUGUAUACGGGUGAUCAAUCUACGAACUCUGUUCUGAAGAACCAGUGUGUGAUGGAUGGGAUUAAAAGCGGGGGGAGGGGCUAGUCAAUCCAAGUGCUACCACCCUCGUGUUUCCAUUUUUUUCUCUUUUUCUCUGUACUCUGUUGUCACUUUUUGUUUUCUUGCAAUGAUCCGACUUGUUAGUAAGGAGAUGUAACGGGCCGGCGUCACUUCACCCGUCUGUUUCAGUUCUUAGUAAAGGAACAUGCCACGCCCACUUGGGUCAGUGCACCGAUUACAUAAUAAAGUAGGAAGAUGUGUGUUAUAAUUUGCACCGGUUGAACUUUGUAGAUUUGCAGCGACACUCGAGUUUAUGAGCUGUUCAAAUGUCCGGUUCUCAGGAUCUUUAGUCUCGUUAAUUCAUUAAACCAAUUGGUUAAUUGGAUAACUAGAAAUAUUCA
This is a messenger RNA of Ictalurus furcatus (blue catfish), 1186 nucleotides long. Its product is annotated as ADP-ribosylation factor 5. The coding region runs from base 144 to 686 and encodes 180 amino acids. Gene Ontology annotation, biological process: intracellular protein transport; vesicle-mediated transport. The record is from RefSeq and is a predicted model, not a curated record. Gene Ontology annotation, cellular component: plasma membrane; cytoplasm. NCBI's taxonomy places the organism in Eukaryota, Metazoa, Chordata, Actinopteri, Siluriformes, Ictaluridae. Gene Ontology annotation, molecular function: GTPase activity; GTP binding. The transcript has 6 exons.